Molecule: messenger RNA, 405 nt
Organism: Dermacentor albipictus
Lineage: Eukaryota; Metazoa; Arthropoda; Arachnida; Ixodida; Ixodidae
Source: RefSeq, a predicted model, not a curated record
AUGCAUGGCUUCAGGGCCAACCUAUCGACGCAGGACGUCCUCGCGCAACUCAAAGAGGAGGUACUGGACACAAUGCCCAAUGCGGGUGAAAACGUUGUGAUGGCGCUCGACAUCAAAGGCGCCUUUGACAACGUCAGCCACGCGGCCAUAAUGGAGGGACUCAACAACACCAACUGCGGAAGGAAAGUACACGACUACGUCAAGGACUUCCUAACCGACAGAACGGCCACGGUAGGACUGGGGGAGUUGAGGAGCGACACCUUCUCCACACCGUGUAAAGGCACACCCGAAGGCUCCGUGAUAUCGCCCGUGCUAUUUAAUGUGGCGAUGAACGGCCUGGCAAAACGACUCGGCGAGAUUCAGGGCAUCCAACACGCCAUGUACGCGCACGACGUCACGGUUUAG